Molecule: messenger RNA, 424 nt
Organism: Phaethon lepturus (White-tailed tropicbird)
Lineage: Eukaryota; Metazoa; Chordata; Aves; Phaethontiformes; Phaethontidae
Product: polypyrimidine tract-binding protein 2-like
Exons: 4
Biological process (GO): regulation of RNA splicing
Cellular component (GO): nucleus
Molecular function (GO): mRNA binding
Source: RefSeq, a predicted model, not a curated record
CAUUGUCACUGAUGUUGCAGUUGGUGUGAAGAGAGGAUCUGACGAACUUCUUUCAGGCAGUGUACUCAAUAGCCCGAACUCUAACAUGAGCAGCAUGGUAGUUACUGCCAAUGGCAAUGAGAACAAGAAAUUCAAAGGUGACGAUAAAAUGGAUGGGGCGCCUUCUCGUGUUCUUCAUAUCAGGAAAUUGCCUGGCGAAGUGACAGAAACAGAAGUUAUUGCUCUAGGUUUACCUUUUGGUAAGGUAACCAACAUCCUGAUGCUGAAAGGGAAGAAUCAGGCGUUUUUGGAACUUGCUACAGAAGAAGCAGCUAUCACUAUGGUUAAUUACUACUCUGCUGUGACGCCUCAUCUUCGUAACCAACCUAUCUAUAUCCAGUAUUCCAAUCAUAAAGAACUAAAGACUGAUAACACACUUAACCAG